CCAAGGUCAGGCUGGGGGGGCACUGAGCACCCUGAUCAGCUGCAGGUGUCCCUGUUCAUUGCAGGGGAGUUGGACCAGAUGGACUUUAAAGGUUUCUUCCAAUUUAAACAAUUCUGUGAUAAUUCUAUUCUAUACCUCCAGGAGGUCUCAGUGGGGUAGCAACCAUCCCUUUCCAUCCGCCCCAGGCACCGGGCUAGCCUUGCUCACUGUGCCCACUCUUUCCCUCCCCCACACCAUCCCAAACAAUGAGGUUUUGUCUCCACACGCAUUCAGCAGCGGUGGUUCCUUAGGCCCCUAAGCCCUAUUUUGUGUGCACGCUCUGAGCUUAACCAGCACAUUCCUGCCAGAGGUUAAGCCUGGGCGCCAUGUGGAUAAUCUGAGCUUUUUUGGCCUCCUUCUCCAAGUGACAGUCAUGAUAACGGGCUCACGUGUGUCAACCGUUCUCCUGCCCCUUAUCUCUUCCUCUCUACCAAGCCUGUAGCACUCAGGGACAGAACGGGAUCACAGCUGCAAGCCACGAGACUUAGGGUGGCCAACAGGAGGAAAGGCCUUGCUUCAGGGCCAGCAUCCUGUACUGAUUCAUCUCCUGCCUUAGAAUGCCACAGCCCUUGAAGCCACCACAGCCUGGCUGCCCAGAUGCUUUGUCAGCACCAUCCACACACCAGUAUCAGUCAGCCUCAGCGGUACCUGCCGUCUGCCAGGUCCCAAGGCCAAAGUGUGACCAACAGCAAGCAGAGGGUUGUGAGGAAAGUAGCGGCCAUGGCAUGAGAGUAGGGCUGGAGUGAGUUGACAGAGCUGGAAAGGGGAUCUGUAGAGUGCAGGAGCCAGAAGGGCUGGAAGCUGGGAUGGCAGGGCACCAGGGUGCCCUGAGCACAGCAACAUUCUCAGGAACAAAGCAGGAAAACCAAGGAAAGAGAGGCCAUGCACUGGCUUAGGCAGGGGGUAGGAAGGGAGGAGAAUCGACCUUUUUCUUCCCCACUGAAAAUCCCCUAUUUUCCCUUCUCUCCUAGACAUCGAGCUCUUUGCUCUGGCCUCAGACUCCAGGCAGGAGUGCUAUGCCUCCUUUCUCAUGUGGUUAAUUUCUUUCCUGAUUAAAAGUGAUUAGGCACCUCUAAAGCUGACAGAAAUGUGACCGAUGGGAACAGAGACAAAGAGUCCAUUCAUGAUCUCUUAAAUCCCCCAGGCAGUAUUUAGAGAGCCCAGAACAGAGACCUGAAGCAGAACCACCCCAUCACUGCCUCUGUGUUUUCCUCCCUUCCUCCACCAUGUCCUUCUCUGAAGCGGAGGUGCAGAGCGCCCGUGGUGCCUGGGAGAAGAUGUAUGUGGAUGCUGAAGACAACGGGACAGCAGUGCUGGUCAGGAUGUUUACCGAGCACCCAGACACCAAGUCCUACUUCACACACUUCAAAGGCAUGGACAGCGCUGAAGACAUGAAACAGUCGGAUCAGGUCAGGGGCCAUGGCAAGAGGGUUUUCACCGCCAUCAACGACAUGGUGCAACACCUGGACAACACCGAGGCUUUUCUUGGGAUACUGAACCCACUCGGCCAGAAACAUGCCACCCAGCUCAAGAUCGACCCCAAAAAUUUCAGGAUCAUCUGUGACAUUAUCUUGCAACUGAUGGAAGAGAAAUUUGGUGGAGACUGCAAAGCCUCCUUUGAGAAAGUGACCAAUGAGAUCUGCACUCACCUGACCAACAUCUACAAAGAAGCGGGUUGGUGAGGGCAGGCGACCUUCAGGCUCUUCAGACUUCUCACCAGCACUGAUUUGCUGCUUUCAGGCCUUCAGCCACAGUUGGAAAAAUGAAAAAAUUGAAAAAAAAAAAAAAAAGGAGGAAAAAAGGCUUAUGUAAUAUAGAUGUUAACGUCAAUAAUUUCCUUAGAAAAUUGAGUUUCCAUGGUUAAAUGAAAACCACAGAUGCAUCAAAGCCAAACAACAAAUCCUGAUGAGCUUUGCAGCUGCACCACUCCAUGUGGAUUCCUCUGGGGAUGGUCCCUGAAGACCUCAUUUGAAGACCAAGACUUGAACCUUGCCGCUUCUGGAAGACUUGCUCCUAUCAGCAGCAUCAGCCCAGAGAGGUACAAGCAGGCCUUUACCUUGCCACCCUCAUCAAUGACAAGAGGGAAACUACUUUGAAGCAUCUCCUGGGUCACAGACUUCGUAGAGGUCAUUAUUUAAGAGACAAAGGAGUUGGUUUGAACUACCACAGUGGGAGGAGUGGGGGACACUGAGCAUGGGGAAGAGUAACAUCUGAAAAAGACACGGGGAAAGCUCCAUCCUGGACAAGGCAACAGUCCCCCAGCUGAGAGGUGCCUCAGAGGAGCUUCCAGCACAGGGGGUGUUAACACUGAAUGUGCUCACCCUUGGGCAGAGGUGAACAUCUCCAGCACCUGGAUUUUGCGCUGUGACUCCCAGAAGAUUGCUCUGACCACGCACCCAGGGGAGAGCAACAGCACCAAGCUCCUGCACAGCUUCUCCUGAUACUCCCUUCAGCAGUGACCAAGGCCAGAACUGUUUAAUUGCUUUUCUUUAGACGUGGUGAAAUCAUCAGCUGAUAACUGCAAAUAACCACAGGCCAUUCUGCUUCACUGUAACGCAAUAAACACAAGGAAAGCCGGUGCGUUCUCUCAUUUAGGCCCUGCAGGAGUGGCAGCUGGUCACAGUGUGGGGCUGCUAGUGGUACAAGGAGGGGAGGACAGGGAGUUACCAAGGAAUAAAACAUCCCCAGACGGAAAAUUUGAUCUUGUAGAGCCAAGAAAACGCUUUUCUGAUUCAAAAUACUACCUAAACAACGUAGAAAUACACACGCACUACAGUUCAGUUAAUCGGCUUUGCUGAGCAAACACAGAAUCCUAGAACCCCCCUGCUACAGGCAGGGACACGUCCCUCUAGACCAGGUUGCUCAAAGCCCCGCCCAGCCUGGCCUUGACCGUCCAGUGCUUCCCUUAAGGCCUGUGGCAGGGGCAGCUCUGGUGAAACUCAGGGAACAGCAGGGAAAGAACACAGGCAAAUCAAUACAGGUGACAUCCCACCUUAAAAGAGGGGGAUGCUAGAGAAGUCUUUUUUCCCUUUACAUUUCUGAAAGUUAAUACUGAGAUAAUUUACCAUCAGACUAUUACUGAGGCUCGGUUAACCUGAUCUGCCACACCAGAGCACUUCUGGCCUGUGCAGCGGAGUGGAUUUGAGCCGGUCCCUGGCACGGUUACAGCAGUCAGAUUGCACAUGGCCAGCACCAAGCAAGCAGUGGUUGGACAGCAAUGAAUUUUUCCCCACAUGAGCCAGCAGCACCCCAGGCUGAACCACUCAAUUCCUCAGCAAACAGCAGAAAUAGGAACAUGUUGUGUUUCAUAGAAUCAUAGAAUGGCCUGGGUUGAAAAGGACCUCAAAGAUCAUCGAAUUUCAACCCCCCUGCUGAGU
Messenger RNA from Numida meleagris (helmeted guineafowl), 3416 nucleotides. RefSeq names its product cytoglobin-1-like. NCBI's taxonomy places the organism in Eukaryota, Metazoa, Chordata, Aves, Galliformes, Numididae. Bases 1266 to 1721 code for a protein of 151 amino acids. The record is from RefSeq and is a predicted model, not a curated record. Gene Ontology annotation, biological process: oxygen transport. The transcript has 3 exons. Gene Ontology annotation, molecular function: oxygen binding; iron ion binding; heme binding.